AUGAAAAAGGCCUCCAAGUAUUCGAGUUAUGAUGGGCUUGAAAAGUCAUUAAGAAGACGAGGAGGCAAAGUAAAAACUAUUUAUGAAAAAUACAAGGAUAUAGAAUUUCAAAAUAUAAUAGAUGAGAAAAUAAAAUAUGUGUGGAAUUACAUUAACAAUAUUGAUGAUAUUAUAAGUGACGAGGAAUUUUUAAAAGAGGAAAUAAAACAAAAAUUAGAAAAAAAACAGAGUUUAAAAAAAAAUGAUGAUUUUGAUGAAAUCAUAUAUUAUAAUAAAAAUUUAAAAAAUUUAAUUAACAUACAAAAGAUAAGAAAAGCAUUAUAUCAUUUUAAUAUUAAAGUUGAUAUGGAAGAUAUUAUGCAUAUGUUCUUAUAUUUUACAAAUCAAGAUUAUUUCUUAAAAUAUAUACAAAAUAAUAUUUAUUCAAAAAAUUAUGUAGAAAGAAAAAUCGACAAAUAUAAAUUCACCUCUAUAAAUAUUAACAACUUAUACAUCAAUUAUGAAAUGUUCAAAUUCAUUUUUUUAAAUAUAGAUAUGAAUAUUGAACAAAAUGGACAAAUAUGGUAG
Plasmodium gaboni is the source of this 567-nucleotide messenger RNA. RefSeq lists its product as hypothetical. Lineage: Eukaryota; Apicomplexa; Aconoidasida; Haemosporida; Plasmodiidae. The transcript has a single exon. Bases 1 to 567 code for a protein of 188 amino acids. The record is from RefSeq and is a predicted model, not a curated record.